This is a messenger RNA of Microbotryum saponariae, 2530 nucleotides long. NCBI's taxonomy places the organism in Eukaryota, Fungi, Basidiomycota, Microbotryomycetes, Microbotryales, Microbotryaceae. The record is from the annotation of a GenBank genome assembly.
AUGAAGGUGCGAUGUGCCAACAACCUCCCUGCACGCGCUCUGCUGCUCUCGUCCAGCUCUACGAUUCGGCCGUCGUUCGUCCUCUGCGCCUUUACACCUCCGAAUCGGUUCGCCCCCCUUCGCACCUACCACUCUACAAUCACACCACGAGCCCAAUCCUUCAUCCAAGCAGGACCUCAAAUCGGUUCGCAAAACAACUUUGAUUUCCGUGACGACGCGGAGGAAGAACCCCAAAGAAGUGGGCGAAACUCUUCGGCUCCUCGUCCUGCUGGCGGAGAGGGAGGGAGCGGUGGGAAUGGUAAAGGAAAGGGUAGAAAUGGGAAUGGAAAGAGUUGGACCAGUGGAUUGGAGAGUGCCGCAGCGACGGGAGCAGGUCGGUCGGUCCGCUCCGGCUUCAGCGACGAGCAGUGAAAAGUGUGCUAAUCUGGCCACAACCCCCACCGCCGACAGGGAUCAUCUUGCUUGCUGUCGCUGGGUUGUGCUAUCACAAGUGGUGAGUACUGCGUCUUGGGUCUCCGAGCUCGGGCGCCCCCCCCCCCCCCCCCCCCCACUAUUCACCGUAUUCGCACCCGUAACGCCCAAUUGACCCCACCCUGCGCCACAAACAGGUACAAAUGGGAAGCCUUCCGCAAGAUGAGACGCGCCUUCGCAAAAGGGUACGACCCCGUCCUCGCCCUCGCCUCCGCGGCCGCGUACGACGAACAAGGCGGCCUCGUUCCCGGUCGAGUCGUACGCAAGGAACAGGAGUACAUUCGGAAGAUCGUCAAUGGCGAGAUCAGUGGCGAGUAUCUGUUGUUGAUGGGGCCCAAGGGUGAGUGAAAAACAGAGUGAGGCGGGGACAAAGUAGGGCGGGAGAUGGGGGCUGAUUCUUCCUCUUGCUGUGAACAGGAGUCGGCAAGACGAGCAUGAUCGUCGAUGCCAUGGUCAACAGUCAGUCCCUCGUUAGAGGUAAUUGUUCAUUCGCGCACUCAACACGUCGCCUUCAUGCUCCAAACAGACCAAGCCGACGGCUGCGCCAUGAUGGAAGCCCAUGAAGACGCCGAGGUGUUCCGUCUCCGACUCGGCAAGGCGCUCGAUUUCGAAUACAACGAGGACUCGUUCGCCGGCUUGUUCUCGAGGAAAGAUCCGAGGGAGGCCGGACCGUGUUUGGAUAUCGAAAGGGCGUUGGCUAAAUUGGAAAAGGUGCCCCCCCCCGAUGGCACACGCAGCUCCGAGUUGAUCUGGUGAAACGUGCUGAUGAAUUGGUGACCGGUAUCAUGCCACAGGUCGCGAUCUCGUUCCGCAAAGACCGAGGUCGACCCAUGGUCCUCGUCUUCAACAACAUUCAUUUCGUACACGACGACCCUGAAGGGCAUGCCCUACUUCACAUGCUCCAACAGCGCGCUGAAUCGUGGUCCCAAGCGGGGGUGUGCACCGUCAUCUUCUCGUCCGAUGACUUUCACGUCUAUCGCCACCUCAAGAAGAACGCCUCGAGGAUGCACGUCCUUUCGAUUCGGGAUCUCACACCUUUAGAGACGCACACUUUCUUGAGGGGCACGCACGAGAAGGCAUUCCCUGAAGAUGGUGAAGUCGGGUGGCGAGAGAGCUGGAGAAUUUGGGAUCUGAUCGGCGGGAGGUUGAGUUACCUCAAUCGUGUGGCGCGGAGGAAGGACAUGCUCGAAGCAGCGGAGGAGAUGAUUGAGCAGGAAAAGGAAUGGUUGCAUCAUCGAUUGGGUUUGAUUCCGGAUCAGUACGUCAGGGAUCGGCCGGGCUCGGCGGAGGGAACCUCGCGAAUUGAUUCACUUUGUGACUCACCUACAGCGACGACGAUGUGAUGGACGAACAAAAAGUCUCGUCGUGUUCGAUGCUGCUCUUUCAACAUUUCGCCAAGAUGGCUGAAGAGGCUGAACCGCUCUUGAAUCGGAAUACGAUCGACUCGGUCGUUCCUUCGCCUGGGGCCGAGGAGGCUUCGGAAGGAGGGGCCAAGGUGGAGGAGGAUGAGAAGCUCGGACAGCAAAUCGAGGACGAUCUCGUCAAUUCGCUGACCCCAGAGAUGGAUCCCUUCGUCUCCUAUCGCGAAGCAAGGGUCAUCAUGACCCGCCCGGACUAUCUGAUCGAUCACGACCGCCACAACAUCGUCAACAUCAACUCGCACCACCAAGUUCGCCCCGAUUCGAGGAUGAUGCUGACGGUGUUUCGGAGGAUCGCCAAGGAGGAAGGCUUCGAUCAGGAUCUGCAGGAUGUCAGGGAUCGUGUCGAUCAGAUUGAGAGUUUGCAUAGGACGGCCGAGUUGACGGUCAAGAAGGAUGAUGCCGAUCUGGGGGGCUUCUGUAAGAGUUGGGAGCUUGGGGCCUGAGGGGUUAGAAGUUCGUGUGAAUCUGUACUGAUUCAUGGGUGGCUCAUAUUGCACACAGUACGACUUCGAGUGGGCGAGUAUCGCAAGGAGCACGACAAGCCGGAUGCAGAUAGCGAUGGUGGUGAAAGUGGGGUAGGGGAAGUGGGGGCAAGGAAGCAGAGUGUCGACGAGGAAGAGGGUGCUCGAUUAGUAUGA